CCUUUGUUCUCUCUGUAUCUAAGUGCUUUCUCUUAUUCUUGAGCAAGUACCUCAUAGUGUCGACAUGGUUUGCAAGGAAGAUCUAUUGAUCGAACAAGUCUGCGAGCUAUACGAACAAAUCUCGAGCUUAGACACACUCAAACCUUGCAAAAAUGUUGACACACUUUUCACCAAACUUGUUCUCACAUGCAUGCCACCUAGUUCCAUUGAUGUUACCAAACUAAGCACAAAAGUUCAAGAAAUCAGAUCCAAACUCAUAAGGCUAUCUGGUGAAGCUGAAGGCCAUUUAGAAAGCCACUACUCAACCAUCAUAGCUUCAUACAAUAAUCCACUCAAUCAUCUCAACAUCUUCCCCUAUUAUUCAAACUACCUCAAACUUAGUCUCCUUGAAUUCAAUAUCCUAACCAAACACUCCACUAAUGUUCCUAAAAAAGUUGCCUUUAUUGGCUCAGGUCCACUUCCACUUACUUCACUUGUCUUAGCCUCAAACCACUUGCAAAACACAAUCUUUCACAACUAUGAUAUUGACCCUUUAGCCAAUUCCAAAGCCUCUUGUUUAAUUUCUUCCGAUCCGGAAUUAUCAAAGCGUAUGGUUUUUAUUACCAAUGAUAUUUUAGAUGUUUCUAAUGCUUUGAAAGAAUAUGAAGUUGUGUAUUUGGCAGCACUCGUUGGAAUGAAUGUUGAGGAAAAGAAUCAAAUCAUUGAUCAUCUGGCUAAGAACAUGGCGCCAGGAGCACUUCUCAUGCUGAGGAGUGCUCAUGGUGCUCGUGCUUUUCUGUAUCCGGUUGUUGAUACUAGUAACCUUCCGGGUUUUGAGGUCCUCUCUGUGUUUCAUCCAAUGGAUGAGGUUAUCAAUUCAGUUGUCAUAGCAAGGAAGUAUCCCAUGGUUUUGUUGCCAAACAAGUACUGUUGUUCUGAUGAGGUUCAAGCUUUCAAACCAAUGAUCAACCAUGGGAUUGAGGAAUUGGUCGUUGAAGAUAAUUAAGCUAUAACUAAUUAAUAAACUGAUCUUUCUUUUUAGAUCACACUACAUAUGCAUGUUUUCUAUCUGGUUUUCCCCAAUGCUUGACAUGGCUAUUGUGUCUUUAUAGCAAUAUGUAAUAUUUCCAUUUAUGUCUUAACUUGUUUGGACUAUCUAGCAUUUAUAUAUUUUUGAUGUUGUUGUUGU
Lathyrus oleraceus (garden pea) is the source of this 1168-nucleotide messenger RNA. RefSeq names its product nicotianamine synthase. Gene Ontology annotation, biological process: nicotianamine biosynthetic process. The record is from RefSeq and is a predicted model, not a curated record. Bases 65 to 985 code for a protein of 306 amino acids. Gene Ontology annotation, molecular function: nicotianamine synthase activity. The transcript has a single exon. NCBI's taxonomy places the organism in Eukaryota, Viridiplantae, Streptophyta, Magnoliopsida, Fabales, Fabaceae.